This is a messenger RNA of Phaeodactylum tricornutum CCAP 1055/1, 1328 nucleotides long. RefSeq lists its product with no specific name. NCBI's taxonomy places the organism in Eukaryota, Bacillariophyta, Bacillariophyceae, Surirellales, Neidiaceae. Gene Ontology annotation, biological process: regulation of DNA-templated transcription. Gene Ontology annotation, molecular function: DNA-binding transcription factor activity; sequence-specific DNA binding. Bases 49 to 1170 code for a protein of 373 amino acids. The record is from RefSeq and is a predicted model, not a curated record. The transcript has 2 exons.
UUCUGUACCACAUCUGCAGCCUUCUCCCAACACUCAAUUUCACCGAAUAUGACGAUGGGUGCCCAAAUAUUAAACCAAGUCAGCAGCGACGAAGAAGAAGACUGUAGUUACGUCAAGCAGCGACGCUCCAAAGUGGCCAAGUCGCGAUCCUCGAAGGGCUUCCCCGUGUCAUACGGCGGCUACAAGGACUACGCCAAGCUCUCUACCGACCAGGCGAAGCAGAUCAUCCAAUCUCCCAAAAGUAAACGCCGUGGACCGCGGGGCGGUGUUGCGUUGCCCUUCCCCGUCAAACUGUCAGUCAUGCUUGACCAUGUAAAAGCCGCAGGAUUGGACGACGUUAUUUCUUGGGCCAGUCAUGGCCGCUGUUUUAGCAUUCACAACCCAGACCGAUUCGUUGACGACGUAUUACCAAGAUAUGACUUUCGCCAAAGCAAGCUUACUUCGUUUCAACGUCAGUUGAACUUGUACGGUUUCAUGCGUCUAUCUGCGGGUCCCGAUCGUGGCGCGUACUACCAUGAAUUCCUCCUGCGAGGACGACCUGAAAUGAGCAAGUUCAUGCUUCGAGUCCGAGUCAAGACCAACGGUAUCCGACAUUCGACACCCUCUCCGAAUAGUAACGAGCCGAAUUUUUAUCAAAUGCCGCCUUGUGAUGAGCCUGAAGUUGGACCUCGUACACACGACGAAAAAGAUUUUCCCCCAAUGGUAGAGACAAAAUUUCCUCACACGCAUUGUGGAAGUGACAAAGAAGUGAAGCAAGCCAUCGAAUUGCUGGAACCUCACCACAUUUUUCCACCUUAUCCGGUAAAAAGUACGAAUACAAUUCAUGCAAGUACGACACAUUCGCCGUCCACAACGCAAGGAUGUCCCGUUGAGUCAGUCCGCCAUUGUCUUUCCGAUCAGUCUUUGCUGUUAUUGGUAUCUCCUUUGGCUUGCCCCCCAGUUCUCGUGAAUUCAAUGGCUACUACGCAAAAUUCUGCUAAUUUUUCUCAAAGAUACCUCAAACCGAUAAAGGAUACCAAAACAACAAGCGAAUCGCCCAAGAUUUGUUUCUUUGAAGGCCUACAAUUCACUCCUGUGGAUUUGGAAUCUCCACUAUCCAACCAAGAAGCCUACAGCGAAUUGUGGGAAAUGGAUGCUUUUGACGACACUCCGAUUGAAGUUAUUUGGUAAUCUUUUGAUCGGUUUUCUGUUUUGCAACGUGCAGAAUAGGGCACCCUCCGCCAUUUUGACAUUGUCUACUUUAUUUUACGCCGACUGCACGAUCGCUCGCCUGCCCGCCCGCCAGAAAUUUUACUAUAUGCAAUUACAUAAAACGUGUACAUUGUUCC